AUGGAAAAUGUACAGAUUGGUGAUAUCACACAGCUUGAUUUCUGGAAAUCACCCACCAACCUAAGGCAGACAGCCCAUGUCCGAGUUCCCUUUGUCAGCAUCCAGGCAGUCAAAGUUCUCCUGGAGUCCCAGGGAAUUGCUUAUUCCAUCACGAUUGAAGACGUUCAGGUUCUGUCGGACAAAGAGAAUGAAGAAAUGUUAUUUAAUCAGAGAAGAGAAUGGAAUGGUAACUUCAACUCUGAGGCUUAUCAUACCUUGGAAGAGGAUUGCACAGCCAGUAUCAGUGUCACUGCCUUAAGGCAGGACCUGAAGCCCACCUGCUCAUCCCAGCAGUCAUCCCAUUAUUUUGGAGGUGUCCAGGGGCGUCUUAAAUUUAAGAUUUCCCAAGAAUUGGAUCACCUCGUUGCUGAGCACCCUGGUCUAGUGAGCAAAGUGAAUAUUGGCCAUUCUUUCGAAAACUGGCCCCUGAACGUGCUCAAGCUCAGCACUGGAGGAGACAAGCCAGCCAUCUGGCUAGACACCGGAAUGCAUGCUCGAGAGUGGGUUACACAAGCUGUUGCACUGUGGACAGCAAAUAAGAUUGCUUCUGAUUAUGGAAAUGGUCCAUCCAUCACUUCCAUUUUGGACAUGGUGGAUAUCUUCCUGCUGCCAGUCACAAACCCUGAUGGAUAUGUGUUCUCUCAUUUAAAGAAUCGUGUGUGGCACAAGACCCGGUCCAAGGUAUCUGGCAGCCCCUGUGUCGGUGUUGAUCUGAACCGGAACUGGGACGCAGGUUUUAGAGGACCUGGAGUCAGCAACAACCCCUGCUCCGAUUCAUACCACAGACCCAGUGCCAACUCUGAAGUUGAAGUGAAAUCCAUAGUGGACUUUAUCAAGAGGCAAGGAAACUUCAAGGCCUUCAUUACCUUUCAUAGCUAUUCCCAGCUGCUAAUAUUCCCGUAUGGGUAUGCAUGUACCAAGUCAGAUAACUUUAAUGAGCUGAAUGAAGUGGCCCAAAAGGCUGCUCAACCUGUGAGAAGCCUGCAUGGCACCAAGUAUCAAGUGGGACCUAUCUGCUCAGUCAUCUACCAAGCCGGUGGAGGAAGCAUUGACUAGUCUUAUGACUUUGGCAUCAAAUACUCAUUUGCCUUUGAACUAAGAGGCACAGGUCGAUAUGGCUUCCUCUUGCUGGCCAAUUAGAUCUUGCCUACAGCUGAAGAAACCUGGCUUGGCUUGAAGACAAUCUUGGAGCAUGUGUGAGACCACUCCUAUUAGGGC
Messenger RNA from Ceratotherium simum simum (southern white rhinoceros), 1257 nucleotides. Lineage: Eukaryota; Metazoa; Chordata; Mammalia; Perissodactyla; Rhinocerotidae. The record is from RefSeq and is a predicted model, not a curated record.